AUGAAGACAUGUGUUCAGGUGUACCAUGGUGUUCCUGCUAGGUCUGGAGCAGUGAUGAAGUAUGGCUUUCCAUCACUGGUCAACAUCAAAACUAGAGAGUCUUAUGUCACAUCAUAUGAUCCCCGCACCCGCACAGCCUCCUGGGUAAUAGAGCAGCUAAGCCCUGCCUCUCUAACUGGUUCCUCGGACAGGAAGUACUCUGACUUCAAAGAGGACGAAAGUGUCCAUGUUUACCACCGUGCAACCAAUGCAGACUAUAGGAAGAGUGGCUUUGACAGAGGUCACCUGGCUGCAGCGGCCAAUCAUAAGUGGAGUCAGAAAGCAAUGGACGACACCUUCUACCUCAGCAAUGUUUCACCACAGAACCCUCAUUUAAAUCAGAACGCUUGGAAUAACCUGGAGAAGUUUAGUCGAUCUCUUGUCAAACACUACGCCAACGUCUACGUUUGUACUGGACCACUUUACCUGCCCAGACCAGAGGCCGAUGGGAAGCUUUAUGUACGAUACCAGGUGAUAGGUCAGAAUCACGUUGCUGUGCCAACACACUUCUUUAAGGUGUUGAUACUGGAGCGUGCAGGUGGUGGUGGGGUGGAGCUUCAGUCGUACAUCUUUCCAAACGCCCCCGUGGAUGAAAAGAUUACCCUGGACCGCUUCCUGGUUCCCAUAGAAUCGAUUGAGAGAGCCUCAGGACUGUUGUUUGUUCCAAACAUAAUGAAGAGGACAAGUGGUUUACAGGCAAUCACUGCCAAAUAAACUACAACACCCAGACAGUCAUCACUGCUGAACAAAAACUACAACACCCAGACAGCCAUCACUGCUGAAUAAAAACUACAACAUCCAGACAGCCAUCACUGCUAAAUAAAAACUACAACACCCAGACAGCUAUCAAUGCGGAAUAAAAACUACAACACCCAGACAGCCAUCACUGCUGAAUAAAAACUACAACACCCAGACAGCUAUCACAGAAGCCCAUGCUAUACCAGAAAGUAUCCCACCCUUAUAAGGGUGGGGUACCUGCAGUCAGUUUAUAAGGGUGGGGUACCUGCAGUCAGUUUAUAAGGGUGGGAUACCUGCAGUCAGGUGAGACUGAAGAUGUCACUUAGAUGAUGAUGAAACAUUUCUGUCAAUAAACGUUGUGUCCGGAUGAACUGAUUCUACCUUCUGGGAUUUUCUUACCUGGAUUAUUGAGCAGCAUCAAGACAUCUUUAUCUUAUCUUAUUUUAUCAGUAGCCAUGGAUGUGGCUGAAAUAGCAGAGCCCACUAAUUAGUAGGGGUGUCCACAUAGUCUCAAUCCCGCUAAUUAGUAGGGGUGUCCACAUAGUCUCGAGCCCACUAAUUAGCAGGGGUGUCCACAUGGCAAUGCUGUGCGGUAGACAUUUGCAGUCUUGUUGCUUCCCUGGCUGCAGGUGUAUUUGAACCGGGAAAUAAAUGCAGGACAGGAGUGACAGCAAGUCAUGAUGGGAUUCAAAUGUUAUUUUCAUGAAAGCUUUUACAAAUGUUUGGUAUUUGUUUUUAUUCAUACUGUUUUCAUUUUUACUCUUACUUAUUUGGUCUUACUCUUAUUAUUGCCUUGUCUGGUUGUAUUUCUUUGUGAAGCACUUUGUAACAUUAUUUUAGAAAAGUGCUAUAUAAAUAAAGGUAUUAUUAUUAUUAUUAUUAUCAGUUUCAGGAAAUACUACCACUUGUCUCUGAGAAGUCACCAAAACCAAUUAAAGUGAGAAACGACACAAGUGAAUUGUAACUAAAAGAUGAAUUACUUUGACAUAAUGGAGUGAGGACGUGAGCUGGAGCGUGAGCGGUGACGUCAGACUUCAGCGGCGAA
Molecule: messenger RNA, 1822 nt
Organism: Lampris incognitus (smalleye Pacific opah)
Lineage: Eukaryota; Metazoa; Chordata; Actinopteri; Lampriformes; Lampridae
Gene: endog
Product: endonuclease G
Exons: 5
Coding region: 1-753 (250 amino acids)
Biological process (GO): apoptotic DNA fragmentation
Cellular component (GO): nucleus; mitochondrial inner membrane
Molecular function (GO): RNA endonuclease activity; metal ion binding; nucleic acid binding
Source: RefSeq, a predicted model, not a curated record